AUGCCCGGCCAAGACCGACGCUCCACACCGACGGGGCUGGACGCAAGCGGCCAUCUCCGCGAGCAUGCUGCUGCUGAUUUCGCGCCGUUGCACAGCUUCCUCGCCAGGGCCAUGUACGACAAUGUGUCCGAGAUGCCGCAGGAGCUGUCCUUUUCACGCGGCGACCUGCUGGUCGUGCUGGAGCGCGAUCCAAUCGGCUACGAGGGCUGGUGGAUCUGCAAUCACAGAGGUCGUGUCGGCAUUGCUCCCGGCAACAGAUUGGACAUUCUGGGCUUGGCAAUGCUCUGGACUAAGACUGACGCGACGCGUGGGAGUGUAGAAAAAGGCACCGCCCGAUGCCUGACAAUGUGA
This is a messenger RNA of Protopolystoma xenopodis, 351 nucleotides long. Lineage: Eukaryota; Metazoa; Platyhelminthes; Monogenea; Polystomatidea; Polystomatidae. The record is from the annotation of a GenBank genome assembly.